AUGCGGAAAAGCAUCGCACCUGCGGAAAGACUAGCUAUCACAUUAAGGUAUCUAGGAACUGGAUGCUCGUUUGAGGAUUUUGAACUCUCUUAUCACCGUGGGGCCUCUACAGCAAGGAAAAUAGUACAAGAAACAUGUCAACUAAUUUGGAACUAUUUAAAAGCCGUUUGUAUUCCAGAACCGACCCAAUACAUAUGGAAUGAAAUUGCCAGCGGAUUUCUUCAAAAUACUAAUUUUUCUAAUUGUUUAGGCGCCAUAGAUGGGAAACAUAUAAGAAUUAUUCAUCCAUUCGAUACCGGCUCCUUGUACUUUAACUAUAAAAAAAUUUUUUCAUUAGUACUUCUAGCAACAUGCGACUCGAAUUUACUUUUUACGUUCGUGGAUGUUGGGGCAUACGGUAAAGCAUCCGAUUCUACAAUAUUUAGAGAAAGUGAACUGUGUAAUAAAAUACACAGAAAUACAUUAAAUAUCCCCUCACUACGAUAG
Parnassius mnemosyne (clouded apollo) is the source of this 486-nucleotide messenger RNA. Lineage: Eukaryota; Metazoa; Arthropoda; Insecta; Lepidoptera; Papilionidae. The record is from the annotation of a GenBank genome assembly.